Molecule: messenger RNA, 1841 nt
Organism: Hyalella azteca
Lineage: Eukaryota; Metazoa; Arthropoda; Malacostraca; Amphipoda; Hyalellidae
Source: RefSeq, a predicted model, not a curated record
GUCGCUUUCGAUCAAGCAUCGUGAGUUUUCGAGUGAAAAGAAACAAUAACAAUAAGCAUUCUAUUUCCUGCUAUCGAUGAAUUGAAAUCAAGUUUGAUUCUUCAGAAGUUAACAAAACUAAUCUAGAAUUGUUUUAUUUUUUUCAUAAUCCUGGAAAACUUAUGUGUAAAGAAAACUUUUGCAGUGAAAGCGUAGAUUGUUUCAGUUGUCUUUGAGGAUUUUCAUAUUCUAAUUUGUUUUGAAAAUUUAAGACAAGAAUUAUAGGAAGUCUUUAGGUUUUGUAUUAGUUGCUGACGUGUUAGUGAUGUGUUGAAUUUGUCUGUUGACGGCAUAGUGUUCUCCAUGAUUCAAGUGUAUAGUGGAAAAUACUGCCGACUUCCGGAGUGGAUUUCUGUAAUUAGAAACUGAAAGCUUGUGACCGUUUGUAAUCAAAACUAAUAUUUGGCGUAAAAUUUCCGAGUUCAUUGUCCAACUCAAUAUGUCGUUUAAAACAUUGCUUUCGGACCUUUUUGGGUCCGCUCCGACAUUGACAUCGAAAUACGUGCUUCGACUCAAUUAAAAAAAAUAUUUAAUAUUAUUUUCGUACAUUUGAGCUUACGGCAACCCGAUCGCCAUGUUCGGAAGCCUUGUGCAGAAGCUGCAGUCGUUCAGCCCAAUAACCAGCCCGACCACUUCGCCCACAGUCAGUCCAAGACCCAAGAAAAAAUUCGGUUUUGGCCGUGCUAACCGAAAACGAAGAAUUGGAGGUUACGACAAAGAGGAGAUUAGGGAAGUUCAGAGUGAGCCUGAGCUAGAUUAUGAGAACCUAGAACGGAAGAAGGACAAGAAAUUCUUUGGAUUGUCUUCGGACAGAAGGAAAAUUUCGGCUCCUCUCGUGGGUCAAUGCAACAAUGCUCCUCGAACCGGCUCAAAUCUCCCGAAUGGAAGCAGUCCCUACUAUGCUGUUUGUAAGCCUAACAGCCUCACCUCCAAUGACUGUUACGCAUCAGCUUACUCCGUCAUACCACAACACAAUAACAAUCAUUUAAACAGUGCCGUCCAGUGUGGUCAAGGUGAGGACAUUUACGAAGACAUUAACACGAUUAAAGGACCGCAUGUGUCCGUAUACAAUAUCUCUAGCAGUGCCCCCAAACCUAAUUUGAUAAACCACAACGCAGACCGAAGCCAACCUCGCAGCAAGACUUCCGCAACCAACUCAAAAGCUGUUAACAGCAAUUUCAAUUCAAUAUCUGCUCCCAGCAAUGGUUUCAGUGGCAAACAUCGUAACAUAUCCACGGUCGAUAUCAAAGAGGCUUCCUACAAAAAUCCUGACUUUCAGUUCCCUCAGGAUCCGGUAAAAAACGCACCUGAUAAUCACCGUCGGCUGUCGCGAGCACCCGCCAAUCACGUUGAACUUCGUCCCACAAACUCCAGCCAAGCUUCUUACGGCGAACACAAAGCCCAUCAUGUGUCCGACGAGACUCGUAAGCGUGCUAACAAUAACAAGAAGGCGAUGGAUAAUUACCCCUAUCGUAAGGACAUAAGUGUCCCUCUCCACGAUGUCAUUCAUGAGCCACGAAAACUUGUCAUCGUUGACACCAGGAAGACGUCUCAUGAAUUCACAAGGAACGGUCCUCCCGACUAUCACCGGACUUUGUCGUCAGAUUACUACCAAAAUGGUUCGAUUUAUGGAGGGAUUCUCAACCGCAUGGAUGAACCCUAUCCCCUUCCUCCGUCUCCCCAUGAGGAUAUUUAUGACGUGCCGUCAAGGAUCACAAGAAAAGUUGGCGACUCGAGGAGCAAAGACUUCGGUAGAAGCCAAGUUUCCAGGACGCUUGGAAAAAUGGAAGGGUUGAGACAGG